AUGGCUACAUAUGGUUCGUUUCCUCUCGAAGCUUCGACUCUUGGCCGGCAGAAAGCUGAGACCGACGUUCAAUCUCAUCUCUUCGCAGAGAGCGCUCGCGCAACCAUUACCGCCGUUCCAGGGUUUGGUGCCCCUACUCCGCUGCCAUUAAGGAGAGCAGCCGCUCAGAUCGCGCUGGAACACCGGUCUCGGACCCCCGAACUAGACCUGGGCACACUGCAGGGCGUGCUAGGCGUUCAAGCGCGGGCAAAGAAGAUACACGGGCAGUGA
This is a messenger RNA of Letharia lupina, 270 nucleotides long. RefSeq lists its product as uncharacterized. The coding region runs from base 1 to 270 and encodes 89 amino acids. Lineage: Eukaryota; Fungi; Ascomycota; Lecanoromycetes; Lecanorales; Parmeliaceae. The transcript is spliced from 3 exons. The record is from RefSeq and is a predicted model, not a curated record.